This is a messenger RNA of Blepharisma stoltei, 5945 nucleotides long. The record is from the annotation of a GenBank genome assembly. NCBI's taxonomy places the organism in Eukaryota, Ciliophora, Heterotrichea, Heterotrichida, Blepharismidae.
AUGUUUAAGUUGAUUUAUUGACUUUUAGCAAGUGUCCUUGGCAGCUACAUCGAUCUUACACGAAUUCCAAUCACCAAUCCGCCCCCUGAAGCAAGGCUAUAUCAAGCAAUGGACUAUGACCCUAAUACAAACUCAUUAAUAACGUUUGGAGGUGCCACAACUCCAGCAAAUAAGUUUAAUGAUAUAUGGCAAUACAGCUUCAACACUAGUCUCUGAUCUCAUCUAGAAGAAACAUCCUCAGUUGCCCCAGGUAUUUUAUGACUCUCUCCCAUAAAAAAAAAUAAAAAUGAGAAGUAUUACUAAUCUUUCGAAAAAAAAGUAUCCAUCAGCAUAGCGGAAGGUAAGAAGAUGCAAGAAUGAGUCCUGCAGUUUUCAUUGAUGAAGCGUCAGGGAUCUUUUAUAUGUUUGGAGGAUCUUCAGAUUCUGGCCCUCAAAAUGAUUUAUGGGCUUUCACCAUCAGCACAAUGAAAGUAACUUUCAUAUAGUGAAGCGCUGUAAAAACAACUGGCUCUCCAGAUCCAAGAAGCUCUAUGGGCUAUACCAAAUACUUACUCCCCCCCUCCGUGAGUGAACAAAAAAAAAUUUUGUUCACUCACGGAUGUGUUAAUUUUGUUUUAAAAAAAUUUAUAUAUAAAUUUUAUAGAGAUGCAACUAGCAGUGAGGAUAUUGAAUUAUCGCGUGAAAUUGAUGAAAGAAAGCCAGAAGGGAACGGUACUGGGGAAAAUAUAUCUGUUAAAUGAACAAAUGGAUCUUACAUGGGUCAGAACAUGUGACAAGUGAGCAGAAAUGAUAAAUUUCAGCGAACUGGAAUUGCAUAGGAAGGAAACUAAGACUGUAAUCGAAUCAAGGAUAAGAAAAAAUGCAUGGCGUCAGCACGCAAGUAGAAUUGAGACAGAAGUGAGAACGACAACGAGACUAUUGGCUGCUCUAAAUGACAAUUAUAGAGUGGAGUUAUUAAUGCAGCUACAAAAGUACGGAGUACUAGAAGGAAUUGUUAGGAGAAAUUUUAAGAUGCAUGAAGUGGUGCUAUAUGAUUUUAAAUUUAUUAGAUGAUUGAAGGAAAAUCAUGAUGAUGUAAUGGUUGAAGCUGACAACUGUACAAAGAAUUUUAUUUACUUAUUAGUGCGUAAAAAAGAGAGAAAUGCUGGAUCACAGCGAUAAUUCAAAUAAUAAUAAUAAUAAUAAUAAUAUAUAUAUAUUUUAUAAAAAAAAUAUUUUUUUCGAAAUUUGAAAAAAUCCUAAUACGCAAAAAUUGGAAAGCAAAUAUUAAUUUAUUUGUAAAAUUUAUGUUUUAAAAAGCAAUUCGUUAAAAAUUAAACAGAAUUAACACUAGAUUUCAUUAUACUGAUUAUCACUUAUAUAUCAAAAAUUUUUUCCCGUAAAAAAAAUUUUGUUCACUCACGGAGGGUGGGGUUUUUGGGCAAAAAAUAGCGAUUUUUCUAAUGGUUUUGUUCACUUACGGAGGGGGAGUUAGACAGUUCUGGAAUCCUUUAUUUUGCUGUGUAUGCAGGCAAAGGCUUAGCAGGGAUUCUAAAUACUCUUGAAAUUCUAAACACAAGCACCAUGAAAUGAACCCUCAUGCCGAACAAUGGAGACUCUCCAAUUGCUUUAUUUUCCCCGAAUAUCCAAUAUUACGAUGGAUACAUUUAUAUUGCUGGAGGAGACGACUAUAUCAAUAGUAUUUAUAAUACAAAUUUUUACCGGUAUGAUAUUGCUAAUAAAAAAUGAGAAGACAUAACAAAUCCUAGCGGAACUUAUAUAUGCAGAAACCUAGGAAGCAGCUUUAUUUAUAAUGGCGAUUUUUAUUUAAUGUAUGGGUGAAGUGAUGAACUGCAAGGGGAUAUUUCUGAGAUUUCCAAAGUAAGCUUAACUGACCCAGAUUUCAAAUGAAGCACUGUAAGUGUAGUUAAAAACGAUGACCCUGCAAUAAUUCCAAGAGAUUCUUAUGGGUUUGCGUCGGAUGGCAGCGCAUUUUAUAUAUUCGGAGGCUAUUGCUCUGAUGGGAACUUGAAUGAUGUGGUGAAAUUUGAUGUAGCUCAGGACUCAAUUUCUUAUGCAAGUUUAGCGCUUAUUAAUGUAAGUCCAUCAGCAAGAUCUUAUCAUACAAUGGAAGCUAUUGAAGGGUUUCUCUAUAUUUUUGGAGGGGUUUAUAAAGAAACAAGGCUUAAUGAUCUUUGGAAAUUUGACCCUGAGACUGAAAUUUGGGAGUCAAUUUCUUCCAAAGGAGUAGUCCCACCUGCAAGGUCUCAUCAUGCAUCUGGGGCUCAAGGCAAUGUGAUGUUUAUUUUUGGAGGAAUUGAUAUUUCCGGCCAAUAUUUAGACGAUCUGUAUCAGUUUGAUGUUACUUCUAACACUUGGAAAUUAAUAUCUCCUUCAACUACUAACAUUCCUUCUGCUCGCUAUGGUGCUUGCGCAGUGUACUCAAUCCCAAUUUUGUAUAUGCUGUGCUCACUCCCCCCAUCCUUGAUCGAACGAUUGACUGUAAAAAUUCCUAAAAGUUGGGGAAAUUAACCCCCAUCCUUGAUUGAACGAUUUUCAGAUCAUGACAAUUUUUACAUAUAUAAAAAUAUAAUAGUUAUCAAAAGCUUGGGAAGAUGUACCUAAUGAAGUUGUUUUCAGAGCUUUGAGGCGACAGAAUGCUGCGGAAUCAACCAUCCGAAGUGUGAUUAGCCAUCAACUUAGGCUUAAAAACUCAAUAAUCUAAUAAAAUAGAGAUUCUUUAAAAUUUAAAAAAAAAAAUUUAAUUCAAUAAGGAAAAAAAAAAAUUUAUACAAUUUAAAAGGGUAACUAAUAAAUCAAAAAUAUUAAAAAUUGGAAUUUUAUGAAAUUUUAUAUAUAAAUUUUUUUUCCCAAAAAAAUUUUUUUUAACCCCCAUCCUUGAUCGAACGAUGGCGAGUCGUUUGAUCAAGGAUGGGGGGGAGUCAGUAAAGUAGUAUUAUUUAAUAUAAGCAAAAUACAAUGGAGCUUAUAUUAUUUAUAUAAAUUUUUUUAUAAUUAAUGAGCAAUAGUAUAUAUAUGGAGGCUACACCUUUUCAUCAAUUUCUAAUGAGCUCUGGUCAUAUGACAGUGGAUCAAACACCUAUAGUCUGCUUUCAUCUGAAGCUCCAUAUAAUUUAUUUUUCCCACGAUGUGCAGUUGACACCGAUGGAACGAGCCUAAUUGUGAUGGGAGGAAAAACUGAUGGAGACAUGCCAGUCAGCAACAUUUUUUCUUAUUCAAUAAGUAAAAAUACUUGGAAAACAUUAAAAGUUCCUGAAGAUUGGUUUCGAAAUAUGGGGGAAGGAGUUGUUGUUUAUAUAAGAGAUUUCAUUAUAUUUCUAGCAGGAGAGCAAUGGGGGACUGAUAUAAAGGAUUAUGUGUAUGCAAUUGACAUUGCGAAUAAUUACACUUAUAUCGAUUAUCCUCCUACUCCUGUUCAUAUUUUUAGUGCUGCCUAUGCUUAUUAUAAAACUGACAUAUAUAUUCAUGGGGGAGGCCUUGCUACAGGAAUUUUUAUGAGAAAUUCUGUGCCUGUCAGCACUUUUUAUAAAGUUAAAGUGGCGCAGUUUUGCAACCAAACAUCUUGCCCUGCAAUUUGCAGUCCGGGUUCCUAUAUAAGCAAUGGUGGAUGUGCAGCUUGCCCUGUUGGAAGCUAUAAUUAUGAAUUUGGCCAAAGCACAUGCACUGAAUGUCCUGAAGGAACCUACAACCCAAGCAUAGGCUGCAAUAACAGAAGAGAAUGUUUUCCAUGUCCAGAAGGAGAAUACAAUAAUCUUAUAGGCCAAUCUCUGUGCAAAAAAUGUCCUAUUCAUUACUUCUGCCCAACAGGAAGUUCAGAGCCAUCAGAAAGCUCAGCUGUAAUUUUGUCCACCUCAACACAGCCUAAAACUUACGAGUCAGACUCUUCUGAAGUCGAUACAAUCAACAACAACUACUUAUACAGCUGCUUAGCCCUCUUUGGACUUAUCACAACCUUACUCCCCCUCCGUGAGCAAAUAAAACCAUUAGAAAAAUAAACCCACCCUCCAUGAGCAAAUAAAAAUUUUUUUAAUAGAAAAAAUUUUUAUGGAAAAAAAUUAUGAAAUAUAAGAAAUAAUUAGUAUAAUGAAAUCUCGAGCUAAUCUUGUUUAAUUUUAAUAAAUUGCGUUUUAAAACAUAAAAUUUUACAAAUUAAAUUGAUAUUUGAUUCCCAAUUUUUGCGAAUUAGGAUUUUUUUAAAUUUCGAAAAAAAAUUAAUCCCCUCCGUGAGCGAGCAAGACCUUUGUUUUUCGCUCACGGAGGGGAGUUAGUAAUCUGAUCAAAAGAUUUUCGCAAUAAAUUAAGAGGCUUUGACGAGUUCGAUGAAAAACAUAAUAUAGGACAAGAUAUUGUGCUGAGAAAAUCCAAAAAUCGAUUUGGUGGCUAUUUCACUAUUGGGUAUAUUAUUGGUGCUUCCUGAUUUAUAUUUGCUAAUAUAUCAAAUUUUGUGUGAAAUAACGUGAGUGAGACGAAGGCUUUGUUGCCAUUAGUGGCUGUUGAGGACCAAGUAAUAAGUUUUCUGGGUGAUGUCACACUGGUUUCUUCAUUUAUUAGAUAUGGAGGGAAGUGCGCUAGUGACGAGGAUGGGGCUUGCUUGUCUGAAGUAAAGGUCUCGACGACUAAUAUAAAAUCAAAAGGAAAUUCUGUAACCUGUGUCAUGGAUAAAAGUAAUAAUUGCAUUAUUACUUUUACUUGUGAUGACUGCGAAAUCUUAACUGGUGCUGAAGUGAACUUUGCUUUAGCUGAGUCUUUGAGCUUUGCUUCAGCGAUUUUAGUUAAUGUGACUUCAUCUUCUUCUAUUCCUGGAGCAAUUAGUAAUGAAGAAAUUGGCCUUUCAUCUUCUACAAAUAAAGUACUUACUCUAAUUAGAAAAAUAAAACCAAUUUUCGGCUGCAAUAUACGGCCAAUACUGGUGGCCAGCUUAAUAUUUCCCCAAGUCUGGGAUUAUAAAGCUGACCACCAUGGCCGUAUACUCUGGAAAUAUUUGCAAGCACAAUAUUUUGAUGCCUCCAGCAGCAGAGAAUUAAAAAGCAUACACAAUUAGAGCUUAAUAAUUUAGUUAAAUAUACCCCAUUUUAUAGAGAGAGCUUAAUAAAAUGCUUAUAGGAGAGUUAGAGGGUAUGAUCCAUCCGUUUUUUAUUUUUCAAUGGUUCCAUCACUAUUCAGAUCAGAAGUAUCUAAUUGGCCAAGCAAUUUAACUGGUUACCAUGUAGAAAUCACUGAAAACCCUACUCGUGGCUCUGAGUAUUAUACAUAUGAGCUGCCUUUCAGCUCAAAUCUGAAUUUAAGAGUUGUGCUAAAUAAAAGCACAAAUUGCUUAAGUACUGUUCGAAGUGCUAAUCAAACUUGGUUGGUACUACUAACUCCCACCUCCGUGAACGAGCAGAAUUUUUUUGUUCACUCACGGUGAGGGUCAAUUUUAUUUUUAAAUUUUUAUAAUAAAUUUUAUUGUAAAUUUUUUUUUCGAAUUUAAAAUAUCCCAAUUCACGCGAAUAUUUAUUUAAUUUGUAAAUUUAUGUUUUAAAAUGCAAUUUGUUCAAUAUUAAACAAGAGAUUUCAUUAUACUAAUUAUACUUAUAUAUCUAAAUUUUUUUCAUAAAAAUUUUUGUUCGCACACGGAGGGUGGGUUUUUGGUAAUAAAUGGGAUUUUUCCAAUGGUUUUGUUUACUCACGGCGGUGAAGGAGUAAGUGCUUUACUGGGCGCUGUUUUUGGGUGAAAAGAUACAGUGCAAGGGAUAAUGAGCGCUAUUGAGAAAAAACUUGUUUAUGCCAAGGAAAAAAUUGGCAAAAAACUAGAAUUUGCUAAAAGAGCCCUUAAAACAAAGCAUCUUGCUGAUAUCUUUGAUUUGAGAAGAAGCAAAAAACUUGAGCCAGCCUUUAAUUUAGAUGAGUUAGAUAAAUCAGCAGUGCAUGGAAAAACGUAUGAUAAGAUACACACAGAAAGAUAA